AUGCCUGGAAUGUCGAGAUGGAAGAAGCUCAAGGACACCGGCACAACUCUCUUCCUCCUCUCCCCUUCCCCGCGCUCAUCCCGCUCUCCGAUCGCCGCCUUCCGCCUUCUUUCCACUUCUUCUCCGGCGGCCCGGUACUUCCGAUUCUCCCCAAUCACCACGCAUUUGAACUUCCUCAACAGGUACCGCCGCCGGGAGUCGCUCCCCGGGGUUCAGGAGCGGUAUAAAUGGGACGGCGGCGAGGGUGGUGGUAAUAAUUCGGUUGAUGGUGGCGAUAACAGUAUCAGGCAGAUUAGGGCCGAGGCUAAUUGUCCUCGUUGCUCCAAGCACAUGGAUCUUCUCUUCUCGAAUAAUCACGGUCGCGGUCUUAAUCAUCAGCAUCAUAAUCCCAAUCUCUCCCCUCCUUCCGAUCCUUCUUCUUCUGAUAAUAGUAAUCAGAGCAGCAGCGGCCGCGGCGGCGGGGGAGAUGUGUAUCAGGCUGUCAAUUACUGCCCCAAUUGCAAAACUGCUUUCUACUUCCGCCCUCACAGCAAUGCUCCGCUACAGGGGAGCUUUGUUGAGAUUGGGAGGAUCAGUAAUGGUAAGUUGAGGAAUAAAUACAAUUCCGCCAAACAUUCCAAUAAUAAUGGCGAGGGGCAGGAUUCUUCGUCUUCCGGGGAUUCGGUUGCUACUUCCAAUAGCAGCAUCAAUAAGAGGUCGAGGGCGUCAUUCUGGCAGACUCUUCGGUCGUAUGCGGCUGACCCACCUGAAAACUGGCCGCCACCGCCUCCUUUGCCUCCCUCGCCGCCUCCGGCCAAUGGGUUGGCUGUGCAUACUCCCCCUGGUCCACCAUUUGCACCUGGUGUUAAUGUUGUCAGGGCAGCUGGCCCGGGUGGUGGAGGUUCAAGUGGUGAUGGAGUUGAAGGAGAAAAGAGUGGUAGAUGGGGUGGGGCUAAUCUUGGGAAUGAUUUACCUACUCCGAAAGAGAUCUGCAAGGGUCUUGACAAGUUUGUUAUUGGACAAGACAGGGCCAAAAAGGUGCUCUCCGUUGCCGUGUAUAAUCACUACAAGAGGAUUUACCAUGCCUCACAAAAAGGGUCAGUAGCAGAAUCUUUGAGUCCCGAUGCAAUUGAUGAUGACGAAAAUGUAGAGUUAGAAAAGAGCAAUGUUCUCUUGAUGGGUCCGACUGGCUCAGGUAAGACAUUGCUUGCAAAGACACUUGCACGAUUUGUGAAUGUGCCAUUUGUCAUUGCAGAUGCUACAACAUUGACUCAGGCUGGUUAUGUCGGAGAAGAUGUCGAGUCUAUAUUAUAUAAACUUUUAGCGGCAGCUGAGUUCAAUGUGCAAGCUGCUCAGCAAGGGAUUGUCUACAUUGACGAAGUUGAUAAGAUAACUAAGAAGGCCGAGAGCUUAAACAUCAGCAGAGAUGUGUCUGGCGAAGGUGUUCAACAGGCUUUGUUGAAAAUGCUAGAAGGAACAAUAGUUAAUGUUCCUGAGAAGGGAGCACGGAAGCAUCCCAGAGGAGAUAACGUACAGAUAGAUACCAAAAAUAUUCUUUUUAUUUGUGGUGGAGCGUUCAUUGAUCUGGAAAAGACUGUUUCAGAGAGACGGCAAGAUUCAUCAAUUGGAUUUGGGGCCCCUGUCCGAGCUAAUAUGAGAACUGGUGGUGGUGUAACAAAUGCUGCUGUUACUUCGUCCUUGCUUGAAUCUGUUGAGAGUGGCGAUCUUAUUGCCUAUGGUCUAAUACCAGAAUUCAUUGGACGUUUUCCUAUACUAGUUAGUUUGAUAGCUCUAACGGAAGAACAGCUUGUGCGGGUGCUCACAGAACCAAGAAAUGCGCUCGGAAAGCAGUAUAAGAAGUUGUUUGGCAUGAACAAAGUCAAGCUGCACUUCACAGAAAAAGCACUCGGACUAAUCGCCAGAAAAGCAAUGGCUAAGAACACUGGGGCUAGGGGUUUGAGAGCCAUAUUGGAAAGUAUUCUUAUUGAGUCCAUGUAUGAGAUUCCGGACGACGAACCAGGAAGUAAUAAGGUGGUUGCAGUUGUGGUUGAUGAGGAGUCUGUGGGAUCAGACGCCGCAAUUGGUUGUGGAGGAAAGAUACUUCGUGGGGAUGGCGCAUUGGAGCGGUGGCUUGCAGAAUACAAGUUGAAAGAUUCAGUGGAAAGUAGGGAAGCAGUAGAUGCAGAGUUGCAGGACGUGGAGUCAGAGGUUUCAACUAGAGCUAUGAGCAUGUGA
Linum trigynum is the source of this 2214-nucleotide messenger RNA. NCBI's taxonomy places the organism in Eukaryota, Viridiplantae, Streptophyta, Magnoliopsida, Malpighiales, Linaceae. The record is from the annotation of a GenBank genome assembly.